AUGUUCAGGGAUGACAGUGACGGAUCGAAAUACGGGUUUAAGUCGGCCGGUACGCCAGGAGAGCUAGCCGGAUACUGGUACGCAUUCAUGCAUCACGGUUCGGGUCGUGUUGCUUGGAAGGACCUCAUCGAGCCAUCGAUAAAACUUUGUCGCAAUGGCGUUCCUGUGUCGGAGUACUUGGACAAUGUCAUGAGAGUCAAAGAACGGCAUUUCCGACUGUUUCCUAGUAUGAAGGCAUGGAUCAACCCUGUUACUAACUCCACCUAUAAGAUGGGCGAUCUCCUUCCUCGACUAAAACUUGCUAACACGUUGGAGAAACUCGCCAAUUCAAAGGACCCUGUCAAGCUGUUCUAUCGAGGUGAAAUGGCUGAAACCAUCGCGAGAGAGAUGGCCGAGGGAGGAGGUAUCAUCACCAAAGCAGAUCUUGCGUCCUACAAACCACGGGUUUACAAGCAGCUUGCAAAUGCACACUUCCGAGGAAAUCUUGUCAUGUGCGGCGGACCACCACCGUCGUCGUUCGUGGUAACGCAGCUGAUUGUUUCAGUAAUGAGUGCGCUUUAUCCGGAGAACCACAAAACCGACAUCCUCAGUGACCCAAAAGCCACACAUCAUUUCAUUGAGGCAAUGAAGUUCGCCUAUGCGCAAAGGACGCUGCUUGGAGACGUUGCCUUCGUAAAGUCCGCGGAGACGCUGGCAAAGAAUCUCACAACGGAGGGAUAUACUAAAUGGGUCGUUGAACGAAUGAGAGAUAGUGCUCAACCAUCUGCGUACUAUGGCGGAAUAGCUCAAUCGCAGGUGCCGGAUCAUGGAACAUCGCAGGUUUCGGUUCUGGAUGAACACGGUAACGGUGUCUCUUCGACGACCACCAUUAAUCGAUGGUUCGGAGCAUCGGUCGAAUCUGAGGCUUACGGUAUUGUGUGGAACGACGAGAUGGAUGAUUUUUCUACACCUGGAAUGGCAAACGGGUAA
Messenger RNA from Cooperia oncophora, 969 nucleotides. The record is from the annotation of a GenBank genome assembly. Lineage: Eukaryota; Metazoa; Nematoda; Chromadorea; Rhabditida; Trichostrongylidae.